CCACAGUCCACACUCCACAGAAUACUGAGAUUCAGUUCCAUCAUUUUCAGUGUGUUUUGAGUUCAUACCAAGGUGGAAAUGGUUAACACGGAGAAAGACUUAGAACAACAAUUCACAUCCAUUAAUACGUCGAUAGAACGUGUUAAUAUACCUCCACCACAACCAUUUUUCAAAACGUUCAAAUCUUCACUCAAAGAGACUUUCUUCCCUGAUGAUCCUUUUCGUCAAUUCAAAAACCAAUCAUCCACUAAGAAAUUUGUACUAGGUUUACAAUAUUUCUUACCCAUUCUUGAAUGGGCACCUCGUUAUACAUUUCAGUUCUUCAAGGCUGAUCUUAUUGCUGGUAUCACCAUUGCUAGUCUUGCUAUUCCUCAGGGGAUUAGUUAUGCUAAACUAGCGAACUUGCCACCAAUUUUUGGUUUAUAUUCGAGUUUUGUUCCGCCAUUGGUGUAUGCAAUGAUGGGAAGCUCAAGAGAUUUAGCAGUUGGGACUGUUGCUGUUGCUUCACUUCUCACAGCUUCUAUGUUGGGGAAGGAAGUGAAUGCUUCUAAAAAUCCUACACUCUACCUUCAGCUAGCUUUUACCGCUACAUUUUUCGCCGGUGUAUUUCAAGCUGCCUUGGGAUUCUUAAGGCUUGGGUUUAUUGUGGAUUUUCUGUCACAUGCAACCAUAGUGGGGUUCAUGGCUGGAGCAGCCACUGUUGUUUGUCUGCAACAGUUGAAAGGCAUUCUAGGGCUUGAACACUUCACCCACGACACUGAUCUUGUGUCUGUUAUGCGUUCUGUGUUCAGCCAAACACAUCAGUGGAGAUGGGAAAGUGCUGUCCUUGGUUGUUGCUUUCUCUUCCUCCUUGUUCUCACUAGAUUAAUCAGCAAGAAAAGACCAAAUCUCUUUUGGAUAUCAGCCAUGGCACCAUUAACCUCAGUCAUUUUAGGAAGUCUCCUUGCGUAUUUCACCCAUGCAGACAUGCAUGGGGUUCAAGUGAUAGGGGAACUGAAGAAAGGAUUGAAUCCACCAUCUUACUCUGAUUUGGCUUUUGGUUCACCUCAUCUUACGACAGCCAUUAAAACCGGAAUCAUCACCGGCGUCAUUGCUCUUGCUGAAGGAAUAGCAGUAGGGAGAAGUUUUGCUAUGUUCAAGAACUACAACAUUGACGGAAACAAAGAAAUGAUUGCUUUCGGGAUGAUGAACAUUGCUGGCUCUUGCACUUCUUGCUACUUAACUACGGGUGCAUUUUCGAGAUCGGCUGUAAAUUAUAAUGCAGGAUGCAAGACAGAAGUUUCAAACAUCGUAAUGGCAACAGCGGUGAUGAUAACGUUAUUAUUUCUAACACCACUCUUUUACUACACCCCUUUGGUGGUACUCUCCUCGAUUAUUAUAUCAGCGAUGCUAGGGUUGAUUGACUAUGGGGCUGCCGUCCAUCUCUGGAACCUCGACAAAUUCGAUUUUGUUGUUUGCAUGAGUGCGUAUUUCGGCGUUGUCUUUGGCAGCGUUGAGAUUGGCCUAGUGAUGGCAGUUUCUGUAUCCAUGCUCCGAGUGUUAUUGUUUGCAACAAGGCCAAAGACUUCUGUACUAGGAAAAAUUCCUAAUUCCAUGACCUACAGAAAUGUCGAUCAAUACUCUGUUGCUUCUAGGGUUCCUGGAGUUCUCAUCCUCCAUGUUGAUGCUCCAAUCUAUUUUACCAACGCAAGCUACUUGAGAGAAAGAAUCUCGAGGUGGAUCGAUGAAGAAGAGGACAACCUAAAAUCUUCAGGAGAAACUACCUUGCAAUAUGUUAUCCUUGAUAUGGGUGCUGUUGGUAACAUCGACACAAGCGGAAUAAGCAUGUUAGAAGAAGUCAAGAAACACACAGACCGACGAGCUCUUAAGCUUGUGUUAGCGAACCCUGGAAGCGAGGUGAUGAUGAAGCUCGAUAAAUCAAAGCUCCUUGAGGGAAUCGGGCCAGAAUGGAUAUACCUAAAAGUGGGAGAAGCAGUUGAAGCAUGUAACUUCAUGCUUCAUUCAUACAAAUCAUCAGCAGGGCCUACCAAGACCAAAUCGGAAACCCAAGAUAACAAUGUCUAGCAAUUAUAGUAACCAUAACAGUGCACUUACCACAAAGACUGGCCAGUGACAUCCUAGCUGUUUCUCGUUUCAAUAGGCCAAACAAAUUAUCUAGCUCAAGUUGUUAGAGGAUUUUCAUACAAAUAAUUUGUAAUUACAAAACGAAACAUAUAAUGCUAUCCAUUUUGGAGUGUCAAUGAAAGUGCGAAUUCCCA
Messenger RNA from Papaver somniferum (opium poppy), 2258 nucleotides. Its product is annotated as sulfate transporter 3.1-like. Gene Ontology annotation, cellular component: membrane. Gene Ontology annotation, molecular function: secondary active sulfate transmembrane transporter activity. Bases 79 to 2064 code for a protein of 661 amino acids. The record is from RefSeq and is a predicted model, not a curated record. The transcript is spliced from 12 exons. Lineage: Eukaryota; Viridiplantae; Streptophyta; Magnoliopsida; Ranunculales; Papaveraceae. Gene Ontology annotation, biological process: transmembrane transport.